This is a messenger RNA of Sinocyclocheilus anshuiensis, 1056 nucleotides long. Its product is annotated as vacuole membrane protein 1. The record is from RefSeq and is a predicted model, not a curated record. Bases 1 to 1056 code for a protein of 351 amino acids. Lineage: Eukaryota; Metazoa; Chordata; Actinopteri; Cypriniformes; Cyprinidae. The transcript has 10 exons.
AUGAACUUCCUUCGGUGUACGCUAGAAAAUCGUGGGAAGUCGGAUAUUCUGAUCCCGGAUACGCAGAUGCUGAACGUGAGUCAUUUCCUGUGGCUGUCGUCGCUUAUUGCUGCUGUCAGGACGGAAGAGUGGUUUCAGUAUGUACAGUACCUGGAGAAGAAGUUCCUGUGGUGCGCCUACUGGGUAGGCCUGGGUAUUUUGUCUUCGGUCGGUCUUGGCACUGGACUGCACACUUUCCUUCUGUACCUGGGUCCACACAUAGCUUCUGUCACCCUGGCUGCAUAUGAAUGUGGCUCUGUGAAUUUCCCCGAGCCGCCCUACCCAGCCCAGAUAGUGUGUCCGGAGGAGGAGGUCCUGCAGGAGAGCAUCUCACUAUGGACCAUCAUGUCGAAGGUUCGCCUGGAGGCUUGCAUGUGGGGUGCAGGCACAGCUAUUGGAGAGCUGCCUCCUUACUUCAUGGCACGGGCGGCACGGCUGUCUGGAGCAGAUCCUGAUGAUGAAGAUUAUGAGGAAUUUGAGGAGAUGCUGGAGCAGGCACAGAGUGCACAGGAUUUUGCAACAAGAGCCAAGCUUGCGGUGCAAAACAUGGUGCAGAAAGUGGGAUUUUUUGGAAUUCUAGCUUGUGCCUCUAUCCCAAAUCCCUUGUUUGACCUGGCUGGAAUCACCUGCGGUCAUUUCCUGAUUCCAUUUUGGACCUUCUUUGGAGCGACUCUCAUUGGAAAGGCCAUUAUUAAGAUGCACAUUCAGAAACUGUUUGUUAUCAUAACAUUCAGCAAGCACAUAGUGGAGCAGAUGGUCUCUCUGAUCGGUAUUAUCCCUGGAAUCGGAGCAUCUCUUCAGAAACCUUUUAGGGAGUACUUGGAGGCCCAGAGAGCCAAGCUUCAUAACCCAGCGGGCGAUGGAGCAUCAGCUGGUGAAAGCUGGCUCUCGUGGGUAUUUGAGAAGGUGGUGCUGGUCAUGGUGUGCUAUUUUAUUCUGUCCAUUAUUAACUCCAUGGCACAGAGCUAUGCCAAGCGUCUCCAGCAGAAGAAGUACUCGGAGGAGAAAACAAAAUGA